AUGGAAAAGUACCACGACCUUCCGGAUAUCGACACCAACGCCCCGGAUGUGUUUGAGACAUCGGACGUAGAAAGUGAUCUCGAGUUGUCUCACCAUCAUAGUGAAUCUAGUCCAACUCUAGAAGAAGAUGAUUCGGAGAUCAAACACCAGCAAUUGAAUGCUGAAACUGCCAGAACUCGCUUUUCUCAUAGUCUGUUGGUGCCCCAAGAUGGUGCAGACUUUCUGGGUAGCGUUUCUUAUCCCAAGCUUGGGAAAUCGGGGUAUUUGAUCGAGACAACGGUCGAAACAAGACAACAGAAGUUGGCAAGGAUAGCGCGAGAGCUAGAGGAAUUGAAGCAAGAAGGUGAAAAUGAUGUGGAGAAAAUAUUUUCAGAAAAUGUAGACGGUUUACAAACUCAGCUCCAAGAAGUUCUUGAAAAGACUGUUUCAGGAAGUAACUCCAAAAUUCGCCAACUUGAUGUAUAUAGUCAGAGGAUUAACCACCUUUUCGAAGCGAUAUCUAGUAAUAUUAUUAAAGGUGAAGUUUAUGAAAAAUCGGCGCCCCAGAAUGAGGCUAGCUUUCAGAAAUCGAGCACCUCGACAAGUCCCAGUGAGAUCCUUUCGCUUGAGAAUAGAAUCAACGAGUUGGAAAAGUUAAUAGGUGUAGAUAUGGUCCAGAGUUUGAGUUCCAAGCCCACUGGAACUACGGCAUCUCUUCAGAGCUAUGUCAAUGACUUGAGUCGAAAGAUCAACAUAGUGCAUAAUCCUGAAUAUCACAUCGCCGCCGUGAAACUGGAAGUAGAACUGCUCAUAGCGAAGAUGGAUGAGUUGGAGACGAAGAGAAGGAUUGCAGAAAUACGGGAAACUACGCUUGGAAAACCUCAACAAAGUAUCAGUGAGUCUACACCCUUACAGAAAAAGAUAGAUGACUUAUACAAAAACUUACCAGAAUUUGAGAGAGCGAACAAGUUGGUGCCAUCUGUAAUUUCAAGACUUAAGUCUCUCAGCGUAGUACAUUCAGACUUGGCUGGUUGUACUCAGACAGUAGGGGAGUUGGAUAGUAUUCUAGGUGAUUUAAGGGACGAUAUGAAACGAUGGGACGACAGCUUAAACGACGUUAAUGCAAAGAUAGACAACUAUGAGACCAUUUUUGGGGAAAAUAGAAAGGUGGUGACGGCACAGAUUGAGGAGUUGGAGAGCAAGAUAGAUAAAGUAUUCAAAUAG
Messenger RNA from Scheffersomyces stipitis CBS 6054, 1203 nucleotides. RefSeq lists its product as uncharacterized. The record is from RefSeq and is a predicted model, not a curated record. The transcript has a single exon. The coding region runs from base 1 to 1203 and encodes 400 amino acids. Gene Ontology annotation, cellular component: dynactin complex; cytoplasm. Lineage: Eukaryota; Fungi; Ascomycota; Pichiomycetes; Serinales; Debaryomycetaceae. Gene Ontology annotation, biological process: mitotic spindle organization.